Perognathus longimembris pacificus (Pacific pocket mouse) is the source of this 975-nucleotide messenger RNA. RefSeq names its product uroplakin 3A (gene Upk3a). The coding region runs from base 209 to 931 and encodes 240 amino acids. The record is from RefSeq and is a predicted model, not a curated record. The transcript is spliced from 6 exons. Lineage: Eukaryota; Metazoa; Chordata; Mammalia; Rodentia; Heteromyidae.
GCAGCAUGUUUCUGGACCUAAUCUCUCUCGUGAGUGAUUCUAGUCCAAGGCUAGAGUCAAGAUCACCCAGCUAGCCUCUGAGCACGCUCAGGUUUGCAAACAAUCGUAAAACCAGAAAUCUGUGAACCUCAAGCCCCAACUGGCCAGUGUGACCUUCGCCACCAACAACCCCACCCUCACCACUGUGGCCUUGGAAAAGCCCCUGUGUAUGUUUGACAGCUCGGAGCCACUCACCGGUUCCUAUGAGGUCUAUCUUUACGCCAUGGCAGACUCGGCCAGCUCCUGGAACGCCUCUGUGCAGGACGACAGCAAGCUGCCACUGAGUGCCACCUUCCGGCAAACCCGGGGCGGGAGGACAGGCCCCUACAAAGCUGCGGCCUUUGACCUGACCCCUUGCGGUGACCUGCCCACUUUGGAUGCCAUUGGGGAUGUGACCCAGGCCUCCGAGAUCCUGAGCGCCUACCUGGUCAGGGUGGGCGACAAUGGGACCUGUCUCUGGGACCCCAACUUCCGGGGUCUCUGCAACCCACCUCUGUCAGCAGCCACAGCGUACAGGUUCAAGUAUGUCCUGGUCAACAUGUCCACAGGCUUGGUAGAGGACCAAACUCUAUGGUCGGAUCCCAUCUACACUAACCGGCCCGCCUCCUGUCUGAGCAUCGACACGUGGCCCGGCCGGCGCAGCGGGGGCAUGAUCGUCAUCACGUCCAUCCUGGGCUCCCUGCCCUUCUUCCUGCUCGUGGGCUUCGCGGGCGCCAUCAUCCUCAGCUUCGUGGACAUGGGCGGCUCUGCCGGGGAGACCACGCACGACUCUCAGAUCACGCAGGAGGCCGUCCCCAAGCCCCUGGGGACCUCGGAGCCUUCCUACACCUCUGUGAACCGGGGGCCGCCUCUGGACAGGGCCGAGGUGUACUCCAGCAAGCUCCCGGACUGAGCCUCGCCCCGCCUCGCCCCUGCCGGCCGCCCACCUGCUGACCA